This is a messenger RNA of Sinocyclocheilus grahami, 2388 nucleotides long. Its product is annotated as succinate-semialdehyde dehydrogenase, mitochondrial-like. The record is from RefSeq and is a predicted model, not a curated record. Bases 313 to 1854 code for a protein of 513 amino acids. NCBI's taxonomy places the organism in Eukaryota, Metazoa, Chordata, Actinopteri, Cypriniformes, Cyprinidae. Gene Ontology annotation, cellular component: mitochondrion. Gene Ontology annotation, biological process: GABA catabolic process. The transcript is spliced from 10 exons. Gene Ontology annotation, molecular function: succinate-semialdehyde dehydrogenase (NAD+) activity.
AGUUAUGCAACACGCAAUCAACUGGACAAUUAUUACUAUUAUUACUUAUUAUGUUAAUCCGUCUUUAGCGUUUUUGGAGCGGAAAUUAAUUAAGAUAGAAUUUUCAUAUAUAUGUGUGUGUGUGUGUGUGUAUAACAGUCGUUAGUAAUAGUAGAAUGUAAACAAGGAGAAUAUUGUUAAAGCGCGUGUAAUCACGUGUUUAAAGCAACCGCCCUCUUUUUUUCUGGACUGGACUGAGCUUGAUAUUAGACUCCUGCACCCAUCAACCAGCUGACGAACAUCUAGGUUUUAUUAGACCUGCCCGUUCUUAUCAUGGGCAGUUUAUAUCUCUCAGGAAGUCGCUGUAUUCUCCGGCAGGUGUUCUUUGGAUUACCCAGCAUGCUGCAGCGGCCGUACAGCCUCGAUGUGUCAGCGCAGCUCUUGCGGACUCGAGCCUUCAUAGAUGGGCGCUGGGUCUCCGCUGCAUCCACGUUCCCCGUGUUAGACCCAGCCACGGGAGAAGAGAUCGCGAAGGUGUCAGACUGCGGUACAAUGGAAGCUCAAGACGCCGUCAAUGCUGCAUACAAAGCGUUUCACCUGUGGAAGAAUCACACAGCCAAGGAAAGAAGCAUUUUAUUACGAAAAUGGUUUGAAUUGAUCAAUCAGCACAAGGAAGAUCUUGCCAAGUUGAUCACAGCAGAGUGUGGGAAGCCCAUGAAGGAGUCUAUUGGUGAGAUGACAUACUCUGCCUCCUUCCUGGAGUGGUUUUCUGAAGAGGCCAGACGUGUGUAUGGAGAUAUUGUCGCACCUUCAGCCAAGGACCGCAAAAUCCUGUUACUCAAGCAGCCGGUGGGAGUGGCUUCCAUCAUUACACCUUGGAAUUUCCCCAGUGCCAUGAUUACCAGGAAGGUGGGCGCAGCACUGGCGGUGGGCUGCACUGUGGUGGUGAAGCCGGCUGAGAAUACGCCUCUCUCUGCUCUAGCUCUUGCUGAGCUGUCGGUUCAGGCUGGCAUUCCUCCUGGGGUGUUUAAUGUAGUGCCCUGCUCAAGAGAAAAGACCCUUGCUGUGGGAGAGCUGCUCUGCACGGACCCUCUCGUGGCCAAAAUUUCAUUUACCGGAUCCACGGCCACUGGCAAGAUACUACUAAGACAUGCUGCAGGAACGGUCAAAAGGGUCUCCAUGGAGCUAGGAGGACAUGCCCCCUUUAUUGUAUUUGACAGCGCUGAUGUAGAUAAAGCCGUUGCAGGAGCGAUGGUUUCCAAAUUCAGGAACUCAGGCCAGACCUGCGUGUGCUCCAACCGCUUUUUGGUGCAGAGUGGGAUCCAUGAUGCUUUCAUGGAAAAGCUGGCCAAGGCUAUGGAUGCUGAACUGAAGCUUGGCCACGGCUCAGAGCCCGCCACCACACAGGGGCCGCUCAUCAACACCCGCGCCGUAGAGAAGGUGGAGAACCAGAUUGCAGAUGCUGUGGCACAGGGAGCAGUCAUAGUUCGAGGUGGGAAGAGACUGGAGGGCUCCUUCAUGCAGCCCACCCUGCUGUCCAAUGUCAACACUGACAUGCAAUGUAUGCGAGAGGAGACCUUUGGACCCCUUAUUCCUCUUGUUAAGUUCAACACAGAACAGGAGGCACUUGCCAUUGCCAAUGCUUCUCCUGUUGGUUUAGCAGGUUACUUUUACUCCAGAGACAUCAGUCAGAUCUGGCGGGUGACUGAGCAGAUGGAAGUGGGCAUGGUUGGGGUCAAUGAAGGUCUGAUCUCCACCACAGAAACCUCAUUUGGUGGAAUCAAACAGUCUGGAAUGGGCAGAGAAGGAUCCAAAUACGGCAUUGAUGAGUAUCUAGAAAUAAAGUACAUGUGUUUGGGGGGACUCUCUCUUUAAAGACAGUGGUUUCCAGGCAGUAUGUCAUUAUUUAAGCAAUACUAAAAACAUGAAUCCAUUGUGAACCAUUCUCUUUUAAUCAUAUGCAACUGAAUAAUGACUAUACAGAGAUAUUUCAUUGCCAGGAUAUUUUAGAUAUUUGUUGCAAAAAUGGGUAUAAAUGGUCCUCUUUGAGAUUCCAUCCAUCAUAACUGAUUGAUGUAACCUUGUUGCUCUGAAAUAAGAUCUUGAACACUAAAAAAAUAUUAUUUUUAUCCAAGCAGGAUAAAUUUACUUUUGUGUUUUUGUGUAAGAUUAGAUGAAUAUAUCUUCAAUAUCUAAAGUUUAUUCUCCUUACUCAAUUUAAUUUUAGACUGAAAACAAGAUAUACUAAUUAAAAAAAAUUUUUUUGCAGUGUAAAUUCAUUUGGCCACAAAAAAACAAAAACAAUUUUCAAUGAAGUAAAGUAUGUAUAAAUAUAGGGAUGGGGGUUAACCCGGUGAGAAAUCAAAGCACAAUAUUUUUGAAAAAAAAUCAUUUAAAUGUUUAACUUAC